This is a messenger RNA of Symbiodinium natans, 312 nucleotides long. The record is from the annotation of a GenBank genome assembly. Lineage: Eukaryota; Dinophyceae; Suessiales; Symbiodiniaceae.
AUGGAGUCUGCAGAAGAUGCUCCGAGGCAGCUCUACUCCGUGAUUGAUGGACCAGAGGAGACCGUGCGCAGCGUCGGACAUCCCCACAAAUGCAAGCUGCAAGCCCUGCCCUGCGCCGACUACUCCUUUUCACAUUGGGGCUGCCGUGUGGGUCGCGACUGCGACAGCUGCCUUAAAGCCAGCAACCGAGCAUCCUUGCAAAAGAGCUUUGGUGAGGCAGGCGCCCGGGCUUCAGCGGGAUGGUGCCGCCACAAGUCGGUAACAUGGAGCAGCCGACGAGCGCCGCUUCCAGUCCCGAGUGCUACAGAUUGA